AUGGGCCUCUCCACGACAAUUAGCUUGGAGGAAUGGCCAGGAGAUGAUGGGCUGAAAGUAGGCUGUGGACUCCGGCCCAUGGCUACCACAUCGAGCAAGUCUCGUGUCGUGGGUGGCACCGAUGCCCAGCCAGGGGCCUGGCCGUGGAUUGUCAGCAUCCAGGAUGCCCGUGGAAGGGGCUCUGGGCACAUCUGCGGAGGGUCCCUCAUCACUCCCGAGUGGGUCCUGACGGCAGCUCACUGCUUCGUCAAGUCCAGAGCGCCCCCCGCCCCCCGCAGGGACGUCAGCGAGUGGCGGGUGGUGGCGGGGGUCACGCAGCUGUCCCGGCACGGCCCCGAGACGCAGCAGCGGCAGGUGCGGCGCCUGGUGCUGCACCGCGACUACAGCAGCGUCACCGAGAGCCACGACGUGGCGCUGGUGCAGCUGGACCGGCCCGUCCGCUGCGGGCCCCGCGUCCAGCUGGCCUGCGUGCCCCCGGCGCCCGCCGCCCUGCCCCGGCUCUCCCACUGCUACGUCAGCGGCUGGGGCUCCACCGACGCCAGGGCCGCAGGCUCGGCGGAUGUGCUGCAGGAGGCCAAGGUGCAGCUCAUCGACCCCCAGCUGUGCAACAGCAGCCGCUGGUACGCGGGGGCCAUCCACGAGCACAACCUGUGCGCAGGCUACCCGCAGGGCGGCAUCGACACCUGCCAGGGUGACAGUGGAGGUCCUCUCUCGUGCCAGGACAGGACAGGACCAUACUUCUGGUUGGUGGGAGUGACCAGCUGGGGGAAAGGCUGUGCCAGAGCCAGGCAUCCUGGUGUCUACACCUCUACACAGCACUUCUACGACUGGAUCCUGGCCCAGAUGGGGCUAUCCACAGAAGCAACAACUCCACCCCCGCCUCAGACGGCCUCCUUCUCCCCCCCCAGCCAGCCACCCGCGGAGCAGGCCUCGGCCGAGCCCUGUCCCUUCCCACGCAAGAAGCUGCAGGAGUUCUUCAGCCUGCUGCAGGAGCUGCUGCAGAAGCUAAGGGGCAGCGAGGCCUGAGCGUGGGGGAUGCCAAGGUGGAGACCAGGCUGCGGUGUGCCGCCACCGACUGGUGCCACCGCCGGUGCCUCUGACCCGCAGGCAGCCUCGGCGCCCACCCCUGUCCUGCCCAGGCUGCCAGGAGCACUCCAGUGGUGGCCUUGACCCAGGUUUUGCAAUAAAGUGGCAGUGUCCCACUCA
Molecule: messenger RNA, 1206 nt
Organism: Pogoniulus pusillus (Red-fronted tinkerbird)
Lineage: Eukaryota; Metazoa; Chordata; Aves; Piciformes; Lybiidae
Product: acrosin-like
Exons: 5
Coding region: 1-1026 (341 amino acids)
Biological process (GO): proteolysis; acrosome reaction
Molecular function (GO): serine-type endopeptidase activity
Source: RefSeq, a predicted model, not a curated record